GCAGGGCGGGCAAGGAGUGCAUGUGUGAAGCCCAGAUUCCGGGGAGAAGAGUCACAGGAUUUAAGUGGCGGCUGCGGGGUCGGAACGCAGAGACCAGCCAUGCCUAAGGGAGGGAAGCAGCCCCAGGAGGAAUGGAUCGGGGACGACGAGGAGAAGAAGAAGAACUGCCCCACAGAGGGGGCUGGAGACAAAUUGGUGAAGAAGGGGAAGAAGGAUAAAAAGACCAAAAAGUCGUUCUUUGAGGAGCUGGCUGUGGAGGAGAAGCAUGCCAGUGAGGAGCAGGCAGCCGAGAAAGAAAAGGAGCAACAGCAGCAACCACAGCAAAAGAAAAGGCGAGAUAAGAAAAAGGAUCGAAAGAAAAAAGAGGUAGAAGAAGACGAGGAGGAAAGCCAGCUGAUAGAGAAGCUGAAGAAGCUGUCGGCUCAAGCCAGCGAUGAGGACGAGGAAGUGCCCGUCCCCGUCAGCAAAGCAGGCAAGAAAAAAAAGGGAGGAAAUGUCUUUGCUGCCUUGAGUCAAGAGCAGAGCGAGGAGGAGGAGGAGGAGGAGGAGGAGGAGGAAGAAGAACCGCUGAAGCCCGUCAAACCUGACAAGAAUAAGAUCAACAAGGAGGAGGAAGAGGAGGAAGACACAAAGAGGAAGAGCAGGAAAAACGAGAAGAACAAAGGGAAACAGCAGAGAGGAGGCUCAGCCUUUGCCAUCUUGGCUCAGAGUGAUGAGGAGGAAGCUGGUGAAGAAGUAAAGAAACCCAAGGACAAAGCGAAGACUGUGACCAAACAGGCUGCUCAGCCCGAUGACACUGCGAGAAAGCCCAAAGGGAAGAAGAGCCAGCCGACCAAGAACAUGUUUGCUGCUUUGGAGGCCGAGGAGAUGGAUGAUGAUGAAGAGGAGGACGGGGAAGGGGACGACGAAGAUGAAGACUCCCCAAAGAGCAAAGAGAGGUCCAAGCAGGGCAGCCAGCCGCAAUCGGAAGAGGAUGAAGAGGAGGGCGAGAAGAAGGAGGAUGACCCCUAUGCGCACCUCAGCAAAAAGGAGAAGAAGAAACUCAAGAAACAGCUGGAGUUCGAACGGCAGGUGGCAUCCCUGAAAGCAGCCAGCGCAGCAGAGAACGACUUCUCGGUGUCGCAGGCAGAAAUGUCCUCCCGGCAGGCUAUGCUGGAAAAUGCCUCAGACAUCAAGCUAGAGAAGUUCAGCAUCUCGGCUCACGGCAAAGAGCUGUUUGUCAAUGCAGAUCUAUAUAUCGUGGCUGGGCGCCGGUACGGCCUAGUGGGGCCUAACGGGAAAGGCAAAACCACCUUGCUGAAACACAUUGCCAACCGGGCCCUGAGCAUCCCUCCCAAUAUUGAUGUGCUGCUCUGUGAACAAGAGGUGGUGGCGGAUGAGACCCCUGCGGUGCAAGCGGUGCUCAAAGCCGACACCAAGCGGCUGAAGCUGCUGGAGGAGGAGAAGCGGCUGCAGGCGCUGCUGGAGAAAGGGGACGACACCGCUGCAGAGCGGCUGGAGAAGGUCUAUGAGGAGCUGCGGGCCAUGGGAGCAGCAGCGGCCGAGGCCAAAGCUCGGAGAAUCCUGGCUGGUUUGGGGUUCAACCCUGAGAUGCAGAAUCGGCAAACCAAGAAGUUCUCUGGAGGCUGGCGCAUGAGGGUGUCCCUGGCCAGAGCGCUGUUCAUGGAGCCCACGUUGCUGAUGCUUGAUGAGCCCACCAACCACUUGGAUCUCAAUGCUGUCAUCUGGCUUAACAACUACCUCCAGACAUGGAAGAAAACACUCCUCAUUGUAUCCCAUGACCAGGGUUUCUUGGACGAUGUGUGCACAGACAUCAUUCACCUGGAUAUGCAGAAGCUCUUCUACUACCGAGGAAACUACAUGACUUUCAAGAAGAUGUAUCAGCAGAAACAGAAAGAGCUGCAGAAACAGUACGAGAAGCAAGAGAAGAAGCUGAAAGACCUCAAGGCUGGAGGGAAGUCCACGAAGCAGGCGGAAAAGCAGACCAAGGAGGCCCUGACCCGCAAGCAGCAGAAGUGCCGCAAGAAGAACCCGGACGAAGAGGCCAGCGAGGCCCCCGAGCUGCUGAAGCGGCCCAAGGAGUACACCGUGAAAUUCACCUUUCCGAACCCGCCACCUCUGAGCCCACCUAUCCUGGGCCUGCACGGUGUGGACUUCACUUAUGUGGGGCAGAAGCCUCUUUUCAAGAAUGUGGACUUUGGGAUUGACAUGGAGUCUCGAAUCUGUAUCGUGGGCCCCAACGGCGUGGGGAAAAGUACGCUGCUGCUGUUGUUAACGGGGAAGCUUACGCCGACAAGAGGGGAAAUGAGGAAAAACCACAGGCUAAAAAUCGGCUUCUUCAACCAGCAGUAUGCUGACCAGCUGAACAUGCAGGAGACGGCGACGGAGUACCUGCAGCGCAACUUCAAUCUGCCCUACCAGGAUGCGCGCAAAUGCCUGGGGCGCUUUGGCCUGGAGAGCCAUGCCCACACCAUCCAGAUCUGCAAGCUGUCUGGGGGACAGAAAGCCCGCGUGGUAUUUGCUGAAUUGGCUUGCAGAGAACCGGAUGUCCUCAUUUUGGACGAACCUACGAAUAACCUGGACAUUGAGUCUAUUGAUGCCUUGGGAGAUGCCGUCAACGAGUAUAAAGGGGCUGUGAUCGUGGUCAGCCAUGACGCCCGGCUUAUCACGGAGACCAACUGCCACCUGUGGGUGGUGGAGGACCGGACAGUCAACCAGAUAGACGGCGACUUUGAAGACUACAAGCGCGAAGUGCUGGAGGCCUUGGGCGAAGUUCUUGUCAAUCGACCCCGGGAGUGAGACUGGAAGAAGCGGCACCUCUGUCGAAGAUGCUCGGCCUCCCUCCAUUUUCCUAGUGGGAGCUCUGCCCCCUCCUCGCGAAACGGGACUCGACUCAUCUGACAGCGAGGGGUGGGGGUCAUUGAGCGCGUGCUUGAUUGUCUUCUCCUCUCCCCACCAAGCAGGAAAUAAAAAAUGUUGAGGGGGGGAUUGGUGAAGUCAGGUGUGCCUCAGAAUGGCUUCUUUUCCCCAAGGCCAACAAUUUUGGAGCGCCUCUCUCGUUUUACAGAUCUGCCCCCCUUCUUUCCCUGCCGCUUUCCCCUUCAGGGAAUAGUUGGAACAGUCUCAUGUAAACUUAUUAAAUUAAAAUGUGAAGGACACUUUU
Elgaria multicarinata webbii is the source of this 3163-nucleotide messenger RNA. RefSeq names its product ATP binding cassette subfamily F member 1 (gene ABCF1). Lineage: Eukaryota; Metazoa; Chordata; Lepidosauria; Squamata; Anguidae. The transcript has 27 exons. The coding region runs from base 100 to 2799 and encodes 899 amino acids. The record is from RefSeq and is a predicted model, not a curated record. Gene Ontology annotation, molecular function: ATP binding; ATP hydrolysis activity.